Molecule: messenger RNA, 3928 nt
Organism: Perca flavescens (yellow perch)
Lineage: Eukaryota; Metazoa; Chordata; Actinopteri; Perciformes; Percidae
Product: protein mono-ADP-ribosyltransferase PARP12-like
Exons: 12
Coding region: 169-2844 (891 amino acids)
Cellular component (GO): nucleus
Molecular function (GO): NAD+ poly-ADP-ribosyltransferase activity; metal ion binding
Source: RefSeq, a predicted model, not a curated record
AAUAACUGCUAAAUAUAGUUAAGUUUCGGUUUCCAAACCUCAGAAAUGAUACUGAACUUUCCUAUUCCAGUGAACCCAGCCUCCACUCAGCAGUUGCUGUCUUGUUGUGUUUGAAGGUGGAAGGAAAUACAGGCUUAAGGAAACACGGAAAAGAAGAGCGUCAAAAUAAUGGAGUCGGAAAUAUUGAAGAUCAUCUGCGCCAAUCAAGGAUCAGUUGACACUGAUUAUUUGAUAUUGAAUCUCGGCUUAGGCGAUGAAAUUCAUAAUAUCAUUAGUAACCGAGAUAGAUUUGCUUUGUGUAGUCCUUUCGGGCAGCCGAAGGUGGUGGCGAGGACCAGACUGAAACUGUGCAGAGUCAGAGAGUGUCCGGGAUCAUGCAAGGCGCUGCACCUGUGUAAAAAGUUCCUCCUCACCGGAUCCUGUCCGUUCACUCGGUCAAGGACAGGAUGCAAAUACUCCCAUGAGCUGGACUGUGAUCACAAUGCGGGGUUACUGCAAGCGCAUGAGCUGGAGAGUCUGAGCCGGGCCGAGCUGUGCACACUGCUGCUGCAGAGCGACAACUGGCUCCUGCCUGAUAUAUGUCAUAAUUACAACAAUGGCGGCGGGGAGUUCGGUCUGUGUCAGGAGGGUUUUGCCUGCAAGAGACUGCAUAUCUGUGAGAGGUUCCUGAACCGCGACUGCAGCUGCUCCAAGGCUCAUGAUUUUAAUGCUCCACAGCCAUACAAGAGCCUGCAGGAGAAAGGCGUUCCUGAAGACCUUCCUCAUUCCUUGAAGUCUGUUUAUGCAAACAUAUUGGCUUUGAAGUACGCUGACAGAAAGCAACCAAAUCUUCCCAACAACAGUGACGUGAACAGCGACAAUGGCCGGAAUAACGGAAGGAGAUGGGGAGGCAACAGGGGAAAUAGAGGCAACAGAGGCAACAGAGGCAACAGGGGCAACAGGGGCAAUAGAGGAAAUAGAGGAAACCCAGGCAACAGUCAACCGGCGCAACGAACCUCUUCCACUGAUGACAUCCUUGCUGAAAUCAAUGACGAUGGAAUGAACGAUUGGCUAAACUCUUCCACGAGUGACAUCUCCGUUGCUGCCAGCGGCACCGAUGCGAGCUGCGUCGAUGGUCAGAACAAAAAAGAAAAUCCGAAUAAAACUUCAACAGCUGUCAGAGAGAAUGUCAGGAACACAGGCGGCAGACCAUCAACCAGUUCCACUAAUGACAACCCCGGUGCUGUCCUCGGCGAUUCAAACACCGAUGAUGGACCGAACAGGAGGCAAAGACAAAGACCUGUUAGAGAUAAAACUGAGAUAUGCAUGUUCUUCAUCAAAGGACACUGUAUACAUGAGGAGCGAUGUUUUAAAGCUCACGACAAGAUGCCGUACAGAUGGGAGGUCAGAGAGGACGAUCAAUGGACCGCCUUGACUGAUAAUGAAAAUGAGGCGAUUGAGAAGGACUACUGUGACCCUAAAAACACAUACAGUGACAGCACCCCACCUGUGCAUUUUGACACAAUGACCCGUGGAUCGAACAACGUCCGACGACUCUCUACCACAAACUCUUUGCUUGAGCCAACCUUCAUCCACACCACUGAGUGGGUUUGGUACUGGGAGGAUGAGUUUGGAAAGUGGAACAUGUACGCUUCAGCUGCUGGUGGACGCAGAGUAGCAGACGUAGACAGUCCUACACUGGAGCAGAAGUUUCUGGACAAUGACAAAGAUGUGGUGGAGUUCACCGCUGGUUCACAGUCAUACUCACUCAGUUUCCCCGACAUGAUACAGACAAACAAGCAGUAUGGCACCAAGAGGCUCGUGAAAAGACGGCCGCUGUUUGUCUCCGCAGCUGAUGUCAAAACAAAGAAAACGAGAAGGCCUCCUGGUCAACUAAAUUUGACUGAUGUACCUGACCACUGGGACAAGACACAGAUUCCUCCAAAAGGAUACAAGCGAGUCCCCCUGCAGCGCUCCUCGGAUGAAUUUAAGGAGAUUGAAACUCUUUUCUGUAAAACCAUGAGAGGCUUUGACAUUGUCCAAAUUGAGAGGAUUCAGAACAAAGCUCUUUGGGAAGUUUUUCAGUGGCAGAAAAAGCAGAUGAAGAUCAACACCAAGGCAUCCUAUGUGAAUGAAAAAAAGCUUUUUCAUGGCACUGACUCUAAAUACGUAGAUGUCAUCUGCCACACCAACUUUGACUGGAGAAUCUGUGGAACUCAUGGAACAGUUUAUGGCAAAGGUAGUUACUUUGCCAGAGAUGCAAAAUACUCCCACAACUACACCGGUGACUCUGAUGUCAAAUCCUUGUUCAUCUCACGGGUGCUGGUGGGAGAUUACACCAGAGGGUCCUCCGACUACGUCCGACCUCCUUCUAAGGACGGCGGAGACAUAAACUUCUAUGACAGCUGCGUCGACGAUGUUAUAUCCCCUUCCAUCUUUGUUGUGUUUGAGAAGCACCAGAUCUACCCCGAGUACCUGCUGCAGUACAAGUCCACGCAACCGCCCAUCGACUUAUUUGGUACUGCGUCAGUACCGGCACCGAGACCAGUACCAGUACCGAGGCCAGCUCCCCAACCAAUCAGACCAGCUCCACAACCAAUCAGACCAGCUGCCCAACCCAGUAUAUCAGUUUAUCAACCCAGCACAUUGGUUCAACCCAGCACACCCUCAUACCAACCCGGUACAUCCGUUUAUAAAUCCAGCACAGCCUCGUACCAACGCAGCACUUUGACUUACCAACCCAGCACAUCCUCUUACCAAUACCAACCCAGCAGAAUGGUUAACCAAACCACGUCAUAUCCAUCUCCUCCACCUUCCUCACCAAGUCCGAAACCAAAGAAGUCUGAUUCCUGCGUCAUUGCUUAGGGACAAAGCUGUAAGACUCAACAACAAGGCCUUUUGAUAAUUAGGCAAUGAUAUCCUUUGAAGUGUGAGGAGUAGAGUGGCUUUAAUGCAGUAGUGUCCCUUAGACUGCUUAUUUAAUUAAAAGACCAUAUAAAACUAAUCUUAUCUUAUCUGCCACCAUUUUCUGUGUCUUCGAUGUAAGCUUAUCACGUGUACAUCAUGGUUUAUUCACUAAGUCUGUUUCCAUUGACCAUUGCACAUAUUGAUAUGUGGUUAACAUUAAUAAAUGUACAAUUAACACAUUAAUACAUUUUGCUCAGGAAUUUCUAAUUGAUGAAAUGAGGUUUUGUAGUGUGUAUGUAAACUGUUUUUGUUUCACACAAUUUUUAGAGUGUACAAUUGUUGACAGCACCACUUGCAGAUUUUGUUUCAUUUGAUUACACAACGAUUCUACUGCAACUAAAAAUUCCAUUUCCCAAUAUGUUGAACUGUUGGCAAAAUGCUGAUAUUUUGUGCAUUGAAUAAAUAAAUAAAUGAAUGUAAUAUUAUUCUGAACUGCAGACAGAAUCACUAUUUUGGUCUGCGUUAUAAGGCGCUGUUUGUUACUGUGGGAGCUGCAGUUCCUUCUGUCUUUCCCUGUCUGCCUCAUAAGUAAAUUGAAAACGCCACCAGCGGUCGGGUUGAGCCUCUUAGUGAAAUGAGGCAGGGCAUAAAAGAUCAUCAGUAUGGCUGCUGGUGCUUCCUGUGACAUUAGGGCUGCAAAUCACACACACACACACACACACACACACACACAAUAUAUACACUAGUAACUGCCUCCUGUUUUUCCUGACAAACUGCACUGUGUGAUUGUGAAUAUGUUUGCAUAUUAAGAUGAGAUUUCACUAUAGUUAUGCACCCUGACUUUUUCAUUGGAUCAUUCCACAUGCAGAACAAAUGCACCUUGGUGAUGUUUAACUUUAUGCAGUGAUUUAUGUUUCUGUAUGAACAUUAAGUCAUUCAUUUAUUUUAAACCAGAAUGCAUUUUUUAAAAACAUGACAUGUACUUUGAUCAGUGCAAAUGUAAAUGUAAAAUUCACUGAAAUAAACUACUUUGGUACUUCGA